CCUUGAUCAUCCGUGAACCAUAACUACUAGCUAGUAGUUAACUAACUAGUUGUGUAUGGUAGAGAACCGCUGUCAUCGACUUAAUAGGAAAGAUUCUGUCUCUCUGGAUAUCAUCCCAGAAUUCAAGGCAGGUGAUCCAUAACAGUUAGUCACCGCCAAAGAACUUCUCACAGGGUUGUCGAUCUCGUGAAACCUUUACCAGAAACGCCUAUCAUAAGAACCAUAACUGCAUACUAAACAUGCCAAACUUCCAAAUCAUCCACUUCAUUCCCCCGUCUCGCGAAGCCGUUAUCCUCAAUAGCCCUGUGCAUAGCAUCACCGCAGUACCUCACACCCAGACCGCCGGCACCAACCACUGGUGUCUCUAUCUCGCAACAUCUGACACAACCUCCGUCUGCAUUGAUUGCCAGCCAAGUCAUACAGUCCCAAGCACAGUUCUCCAUGGUGGCUCCAAAGGAUUCAUAGCUAUUUCAGAGCUUCCAUAUCUAUGGGCACCGGAUGCUCAGACCCAGUUCGAACUCCAUGUUCCUCCGAACCUGAAGGUCAAGGACGUCUAUAAUCUCCUCAUUCAAAAUGACCGCCACAAAUACGAAUUUGACUCUGCGGGUGUCGGAUGCAGGUAUUGGGUUACGGACCAGCUUGGUCUGCUUCAGCAUCAGGGGUUACUUGUCGAUCUGAAGGAAGUAACGGCUGCAAAGAAUGGAAUCGUACUCUUGUGGCCAGAUCAGACACCUCUGCCGCUUGAUCAGGGGGCUUAUUAUCAGUGAGGGCUUGGUUAUAGCCUGGAGCCGAAUUCAUAUCGAGGAUUACUAUCGGCACUCCAGUCAACACUCAAGCUUACAAGUAAUCACCAUUAUAUACCCAUGAUAGCAUCGUUUCCCGCUGGUUGAAGCUGGGAAUAGAUGACAGCGGGAUUGUAA
This is a messenger RNA of Aspergillus neoniger CBS 115656, 920 nucleotides long. RefSeq lists its product as uncharacterized. The transcript is spliced from 2 exons. Lineage: Eukaryota; Fungi; Ascomycota; Eurotiomycetes; Eurotiales; Aspergillaceae. The record is from RefSeq and is a predicted model, not a curated record. Bases 240 to 767 code for a protein of 175 amino acids.